CUUUGAGCUCAGCUCGUCUUUGGGGUCUUUGGUCUGUAUCUUUUGGAGUACUAGGGCACAAAUCUCAAUCUGAAUCCAUAACAACAUCAUCCAACAGAGGUCAUCGUUUGGCAUCCUAUCUCGAUCUCGGGGAGUCCAAGCUCUCGUCAUGCCCGAACACGAGUUCUUGGCGCCGGGUUCUGAGCUCCACGGGAGUGGUCAUCGUCAUGAGCCCGCCUCUCAACGCAUGACCAAUGAAGAUUUCAGGAAGCUUAUGAUGACACCCCGGGGUGGGAGUGGCAGCACAUCGUCCGUGGGUGCCACGCCCACCUUGGGCUCGGGCAUGAUGGCCACCCCGGUGCGGGGUGGAGGAGCCGCGGGGGCCGCCCCUCGUCCGGCUCAAAAAGUGUCUUCCAAUAAUGAGAAAGCCGAAAAUCGCAAGAAGAAGAAAUCCUAUUACGCCAAGUUAAAAAAGGAAGAGGACGACCAAUUGGCCUUGUUAGCGGCUAAGUAUAGAGACCGAGCUAAAGAGCGACGGGAGGGAGGCGUGGGAGUGGGCGGGGUAGUGGGGUCAGAGGAAGGGGCCGCGGGACUGGAAGGGGCUAUGGCUCCGGUUAACGAUGAAAUCGCCUCGUCGACCAGUGGGUAUCGGGCGGUGGGACCGGAUUUUAAGAGCUCGUUCGAUGCGGCUGAAGCCCGACGACAAAAGAUUCACGAAUCCAAAUUCUUGGGUGGUGACAUGGAACAUACUCAUUUGGUGAAAGGUUUGGAUUUCGCUUUGUUGCAAAAGGUCCGUAGCGAGAUUGCCAAUCGAGAAACCGAAGGUCCAGUUAAAGUUGAACCCGUAGAAGAUGUGGAAGAAGAGAAGAAAGAAGAGGCGGCCAUUGGUAAAUUGGCCCAUCCUGAGGAUGAGCUCCAAAGUCAGUGUCGUACGGCCAUGGGCAAGAAUAUUGUCAGGUCCUUGUUCAAUCCGAAUUACCCCAAGAGCAACGAGUUAUUCUUCCCGGGUCGAAUGGCGUACGUCAUGGAUUUGGAGGAAGAUUUUGGGGAGAGCGAUAUUCCUACCACAACUAUUCGGAGUAAGGCUGAUGUUGAAGGCACGGUGGCUAAUCAAACCACACUCUCCACCAACGAUAUCGUCAUCAACAAGUUAACUCAGAUUCUGUCCUAUUUGAGAGCUGGAAAGUCGAACAAGAAGAAAAAGAAAGACAAACUCAUCCAAAUGGAUAAAGAAGAACUCAAAGAGAUGCGAGCCCAACAGGCCGCUUCUGCCGCUAAUUUGCCUAUUUAUGACGAUGUCGGUGAUUAUGUGGCAGACACCCGAAAACGGAAAGAUCAUAGAGACGAUCGUCAUCGAGAUCGAGAUCGUCGUGAUCGGGACCGUGGAGGCCGAGAUCGACGCGACCGUGAGCGAGAGAGAGGUCGAGAUCGAGACCGGGAUCGUCCCGAAGAUCGAGGAGGCCGAGAGCGCGACGGCAAACGAAACUACUUCGAAAAAGACCCCAACGAAGAGGAGGAGACCGAAAACUUCAAAGGUGGAUUGACCCAUCAGGACAAAGAUUACAUCCGAAAAUUAGGCGAACGAGAACGUGACAAAAGCAAGCGGAAAGUGGAUGCCGCCAAAGGCGGCGUUGGUUUGGAAACCAACUACGAUGGUUAUGCCGAGUGUUAUCCGGGUUUGGAGGAGAUGAAUGAUGCUAUCGAUGACAGUGACGAUGAGGCCGACUACUCAAAAAUGGACCUAGGCAACAAAAAAGGGCCCGUGGGGCGAUGGGACUUUGACACGGCCGAGGAAUACGCCGAGUACAAGUCCAAGCAAGAGGCUUUGCCUAAAGCCGCUUUCCAAUAUGGCGUGAAAAUGACUGAAGGUCGAAAAACGCGUGGCAAAGUCGGUCCCAAGAAUGAGAAGGCCAAAUUGGACCGGGAGUGGAACCAAAUCUCUGCCCUCAUCGACAAGCGAAAAACCUCAGGCCCGAAAAAGCCUCGACUCGAAUAAAGAUUCGUUCGUAAGAUCUAAACCGCAAUGUUAUGUUUGUCUUGAAGCUUAAUAAACUUUGAUUCGUGGCUCAUAAUAAAA
This is a messenger RNA of Tigriopus californicus, 2056 nucleotides long. It is a transcript of the gene beag, whose product is annotated as protein Red-like. Gene Ontology annotation, biological process: mRNA splicing, via spliceosome. NCBI's taxonomy places the organism in Eukaryota, Metazoa, Arthropoda, Copepoda, Harpacticoida, Harpacticidae. The transcript has 8 exons. The record is from RefSeq and is a predicted model, not a curated record. Bases 149 to 1975 code for a protein of 608 amino acids. Gene Ontology annotation, cellular component: nucleus.